Molecule: messenger RNA, 1236 nt
Organism: Emiliania huxleyi CCMP1516
Lineage: Eukaryota; Haptophyta; Isochrysidales; Noelaerhabdaceae
Exons: 5
Coding region: 1-1236 (411 amino acids)
Source: RefSeq, a predicted model, not a curated record
AUGAUGCAGCCGGGCUUCGCGCGCGGCUGUGCCUCUGGCGCCGGGCUCGCCACGGCCUGCGCGCUCGUCCUGGCCUUCCUCGCGUGGCGACAGCUGCCCGCCCAGCCCGGCCAAACCGGCGGCUCGUGGGGCUCGAAUGGCAUCAGCGAAUCGUCGUCGGGUGCACUCUUCCGCGCCGUAAAGGUGCGUUCGUACCAGGGUCCGCGGCGCUUCGCGGACUGGCGGCCGAGGCCGGAUGCCAAGAAGGGAGCGCCGUCAAAGGAGUGCAGGCAGUGGGCGGUGGUCACCUCGAUCUUCCCGCCGACACAGACGGUGCGGCAGCUCGCCGCUCUACCAUCGUGGUGCGUGGUCGUGGCGGGCGACAAGAAGGGCCCCGUCGAGUACAACCUCUCUGGCGAGGCGCUCCCCUUCGAGUCCAAGGCGGAGCUGCGCUGGAACCACUUUGGCCGCAAGAACCUCGGCUUCCUCUAUGCGAUCCAGCACGGCGCCCGCUGGGUGUACGACACCGACGACGACAACGAGCUCCUCUUCCCGGGCCCGCGCGCGAUCCCGAUCCCGCCGCCCGACGCGCUCGCCGACGAGGCGCACCUCCCCUGGCGCACCUGGCCGCGCGGCUUCCCGCUCGAGUCCAUCAAGGACAACGCAACCACGCGCGCCUGGCCCUCGCGCCGCAUCGGCGUCUUCCAGUCCCUCGCGAACCACGACCCCGACGGCAGCAUGAUGCCGUACAACGCCCAGGCGACGCUGCACGCGCAGCGCGCCCUCUGGUCGCUCCUGCUCCCGUGCUCCGUGCACGGGCGGGUGACCGACAUCUGGCGCGCCUACUUCGCGCAGCGGCUGCUCUGGGACGUCGGGCUGCGGCUCGCCUUCUCGCCGCCGUGGGUGGUCCAGUUCCGCAACGCGCACAACUACCUCGCCGACUUCAACUCGGAGGUGCCUCUCUAUCAGCAGGCGGGCGCGCUGGUCGGGGCGCUGCUCCGCUGGCAGCCGGCGGCGAGGACGCUGCCCGGCCGCUUCGAGGAGCUCUACGUCCACAUGUACGAGCUCGGCAUCGUCGGCCUCUCCGACGUGCGGCUGGCCCAGGCUUGGCUCGCCGACCUCGACCGCAUCGGCUACCCCUUCCCGCCGAUCCUCGACCGGCCUCCGCGGGCGGUCAAGCCGGCGAGGAGCGGCGGGGUGCGAGAGAGGCAUGGAGAGAGGAGGGCCGCGACGAGUGGCGCCGGCCAGGCUACGUAG